Molecule: messenger RNA, 1333 nt
Organism: Physella acuta
Lineage: Eukaryota; Metazoa; Mollusca; Gastropoda; Physidae
Cellular component (GO): plasma membrane
Source: RefSeq, a predicted model, not a curated record
UUAAAAAUAAAUUGGCCAGGACGUUGUAAACAGGUCAAAAAACGGUCCCAGACACAAGGCAUCGACUCUGAAAGGCCCCCGUGACCUAGAAUCUAGAGCACGCUCGGUUCUUGUGGUAUUGACUAUCGAGUGGGUUCUGAUCUACACACUAGGUGUCGCAAGGCCUGCCUAUCGAUUGCAUGUUGAUCAAAGUCUGGAACAGGUGAACUAUCGGCUGCUUGAUCACGCUGAGCAUCCAGCAUGGACAACCAGGGCAGAUCUAUGGCUGGUCAAGUUUGUUUUCGUAUUGGCCAGUUCAUUUUGUUGGCAGGGGAAAUUUGUUUCAUCGUUGCCAUAGCAACAUCUUACUGGGUCGUUCGACCAGUCAUUAACUUUAAAAAAGAAGGAAUCAAUCCUAAUGAGACGGUGGUGACACAAAAUUUUGGAAUAUUCCACGCCUGCAGACAGCCUGUGGUGACAGCUGGUGACGAUCACGGCAGACAUCUGUGUGGUGCCCUGUGGGACAACUUGAACUACAUUAGUCCUCAUGCUGCUAGGUAUGUCCAGUUUGUCAUGAUCAUUGCUGCCCUGCUCUAUGGUGUGGGUGUAGUGCUGGAGAUUAUUCAACUUGUGCCCAUACACAAGUAUAGAAAUUUUAUUGCCAAGAACAGAAUGGUUGAGAUGUUUUCAAGCAUUGCUACUGUCCUGGUACUGCAGGGAAUUCUAAUCUUUGCUGGAGAGAUCAAAAGUAAAGCCCAGCGUGUCAGUGGUCAGGAGCAAGAACAGUCAGGGUGGUCCUUCAUCAUAGCAGUCAUUGGCCUGCUCUUGUGUAUCAUAGGUCUAGUGCUGGUCACCAUGUUCAGAGAGCUGCCAAUACCUGGCCUAGAGAAGGAAGGGGGAAGCUGGCUCAAAGCCACAAAAAAGAGAACAGACACCACAAGCAGCUCCCGGCUAGAUUCAUGAGAUGUCAGUGAUGUGAAUGGAUCAUGUUUUAUUACUGUGUACCCAGAGUGUACAUGUGGGGGAUAGCUACAAGUUUUUUUUUUAAAAGGUAGCAACUAAACUUGUAAUUACAUUUUAAUUGUGGGCUGUUUUAUAAGUAUAAUUAAACAUUAUGUUGAUAUUAAGAUUUGAACUUUUUAAGUUUAAACUGCGCAAGAUUGAUAAAUGUUAUAAAUAAAAUUGUUUACGCUCUCAUGUCAUUCUAUGUCUGUACCAACUGUUUCUCAAAUUGUCUUUAAAAAAAUUAAUGGCCUUAGCCUUAAGCAUUUUUUCUAACCUAUAAGUAAGAAAAAAAAUGUUAGAUGAAAAUGUUUCACUUUUCACAUAAUCACAAGUAUAUGUUAUUGUUGCA